AUUAAUCCUAGGAUUCUAAAAAAAAUAAUUUUGUGAGUAAGUUAAAUAAAAUUAAAUGAUUUUAGAGAUGUCCAGUGUGUUUAGCUGGGCCAAAAGAUUUGAAUAAAAUGCCAAAUAAAGAGGCCAUUAACGAAACUGUAUUUGGAUUUGGUAUAUCGCCAUUACACGCCAAAAUUAACAUCAUGCAGUUUUUGCUACGAUGUGCCUACAAAAUGGACGAAAGCAAGCAGCCAGAAGUACGGAAGAAAGAAAUCCAAAAACUAUUUAAAGAAAAGACUGGUCUGAUUAUAGACAAACCCAAGCCAGGUUUUGGAAUUUCCCAUGAUGGGAAUACGGCCCGAAGAUUUUUUCAAGAUCAUCAACUGACAUCAGAAAUAACCGGAAUUGAUGUUGAAAUUAUUGAACGGUUUUCAAAUCUGUUAGCGGCAAUAUCCUGCAACAGGGUGGUAGAUUUCAAAAAAUAUGAAAAAUACGGGAUAGCGACAGCACAACUGUUUUUAGAUACAUACCCCUCUUUUACAUUUUCGCCAACUGUGCAUAAAAUUUUGUUUCACGGCCAUGAGUAUAUACAACAUUUUCGAUCAGUUCCAUUAGGUAAAUUGUACUUGAGUAGACAACGAAUAAGAAAACUAUAAUUUUUGUUUUAUAGGUGCACUAAGUGAAGAACCCCAGGAAUCCAGAAAUAAAGAUUUUAAGAAAUAUCGGACUGAUUUUUCAAGAAAAACUUCGCGGAAAGAUACCCUUGAAGAUAUUUUCAACCGAUUUAUGCUUACAUCUGAUCCUUUCUUUUUUAAAAUAUUCAGAGCAUUUAAUAGGUCAUCUGUAAAAACGAAAUCUGCUACGAAAAAGCUGCACAUAGAUGAUACCGUUCAUUUUGAGGAAUCUCCUUUGAAUGAGUCGUAUGACUCAGAUUCCGAUGACGACUUCCAAUUAGAUGAUGAUAUUUCUUUACCAGUCUCCGUAGAAGAGUUUGAAGAAAUCAUUUAAGGUUGUCAACGUAAAAUGGUCUACACAUGACUUGUGUAUAUGAUACAUACAUACAUACGCGAUACAUGGAUGUAUAUUUAUUUUUUAUAGACUGUUCUUGGAGUUACCAACAUAUUUAUAUCAUCUAAAAUAUUUGAUUCUAGUCUAUAGAAUAUUUUAUUUCUUUAGUCCAAUUUAAGUGUUAAUUUAUAUGAAAAAAAUUGGGUAUGUGUUCAGAUAAAGUACCACUUCCGGUUACGCGAUUUGAUUGAAAUUUAAUAUCUGGAUGUUUUGCAUAAUUGUAAUGGGUUAUACAAGAUUGCAUGCAUCUAUGCCAAUUUAAAGUGCAACUUUAUAUGAAAAACUGUAGGUAUGUGUUUAGGUAAAGUGUCACUUUUGGUUGACGAAUUUAGUCUAAAUUUUGAUACAAAUCAUAAUUUUUGGUACAAUAAUCUCAUACCAAAUUUCAUCAAUGUAAUAAAUCUCUAAAGG
This is a messenger RNA of Onthophagus taurus, 1458 nucleotides long. The record is from RefSeq and is a predicted model, not a curated record. Lineage: Eukaryota; Metazoa; Arthropoda; Insecta; Coleoptera; Scarabaeidae.